AGAAAAUGAAAAGACAGCGUGUGUCUCUAGAAAAGAUUAUAGAAUUAGAAAAGAAAUUCUGAGAGACCACAAAGAAACUUGACUACAAACUAUGAACAAAUAUCUAUGAAAUAUUGUUUGGAUGUAUAUUAGGAGUGGCCCCUCUUGAUUCUAAUUCUAAUUUAUACUCUGAUGAAGAAUACUUUACUACUGAUCUUUAUAUUUAUUUAUCUGAAGAAACAGAUGUACUCUUUGCUAAAGCUAUGAAAGCAUUUACCUUUUAUAAUAUUGAAAAAAUUACUUGGGAAAGUCUUCAACCAAAUAAUAAACAUGCCUCAAAUUUCCUCUCUAUUGCGUUUCCUCAUAAAGCAAAUAAAUUUUGUAUAAACUCUAAUAUGAACAAAAAGACAAAUGUUUCAUUUUAUUUAGACAAAAUCAUCGAAAUUAGCCAUUGAGUGCAAAAGAAGAUCACUUUCCGAGGGCUAAAUAUGAGCAUAUCUCAACUAAAAAGGUUAAUAAGUUCUUACAGACAUGUUAGCUGAAUUGAACUUGCAUUUUGUCAAUUUUCAAUCCCUGAAAUCCCAAAUUUUUCAUAUGCACUCAAAGACACUCAGAUACAAAGGAUAGACUUAUUCUACUCUGGGAAAAAUGACUCGAUGCCUUACAACCCUGAUGCUUUGUGAAUAACAAAUUUGUUGGAAGGGUUAAUUUCUUCUCCAUAUUUACAACUUUCUCUCAGGGAAAUAUGGAUUGAAGGCUGUGGUAUUAAAAGAUCUGAGACUCAGAAGCUACUCAAAACCUAUGGUUUAGACAGAAUUCGGUGAUAGAUAUUAAGAUAAAUAUAAUAUUGAUCGUGCAUCUUUUCA
This is a messenger RNA of Moneuplotes crassus, 845 nucleotides long. The record is from the annotation of a GenBank genome assembly. NCBI's taxonomy places the organism in Eukaryota, Ciliophora, Spirotrichea, Euplotida, Euplotidae.